Messenger RNA from Hypanus sabinus (Atlantic stingray), 2068 nucleotides. It is a transcript of the gene rd3, whose product is annotated as retinal degeneration 3, GUCY2D regulator. The record is from RefSeq and is a predicted model, not a curated record. Lineage: Eukaryota; Metazoa; Chordata; Chondrichthyes; Myliobatiformes; Dasyatidae. The transcript has 2 exons. The coding region runs from base 1214 to 1801 and encodes 195 amino acids.
GUAAUCUCCUGGUGGUCAACCAUUUCAAUUCCUAUUCCAACAUGUUGUUCAGUGGCCUCCUGUUUUGCCAUGGUGAAGCCACUAGGAGAUUGGAGGAGCAACACCUUGUAUUCCCUCAUAGUCUCCAACCUGAUGCCAUAACAUCAAUUUCACCCAUUUCUGGUUAUUUCCUCCCCUCACCCUUCCCUAUCCUUCAAUUCCCCAGUCUUGCCUCUUACCUCAUCUCCACACCUGCCUAUCGCUCCCCCUGUGCUCCUCCUUCCCUUUCUUCCAUGGCCCAAUCUCCUCUCCUAUCAGAUUCUCCCUUCUUCAGCCCUUUACUUUUCCACCUAUCACUUCCCAGCUUCUUACUUCAUCCUCCUCUGCCCCUACCCACCUGGCUUCACCUAUCAUCUUAAAGAUUGUGCUCCUUCCCCUCUCCCUACUGUUUUAUUCUGGCAUCUUCACCCCUUCCUUUCCAGUCCUGAUGACUUACUUAUUCAUUUCCAUUGAUGCUUCCUGACCUACUGAUUUCCUCCAGCAUUUAAAUUAUUUAGAGAUACAGCGUGAAAUAGGCCUUUCUGGCUUUUUGAGCCACACUGCCCAGCAAAUCCCGAGAGUGCAAAUUUAACCCUAACUGCAUCCCAGGACAAUUGCAAAUGACUAAUUAACCUACCUGGUGUGCCUUUGGACUGUGGGAGGAACCUGGAGAAAACCUAUGCAUUCCGCGGGGAGGGCGUGCAGAGACUCCUUACAGAGGAUGCUGGAACUGAGCUCCACACUCUGAAGUCCCAAGCUGAAAUAGCGUCGUGCUAACUGCUAUGCUAGUUGGAGGCACCUGUCAACUUUGCCUCCAACUUCCACCCUGCCCUUAAAUGCACUUGGUCCAUUUCUGACACCUCUAUUUGUUUCCCCAUCUGGUUGCUUUGGAUUUCUAGCAUCGACGGAAUCUCUUGGGCUUAGGCACUUCCUACCUCCACCCAUCCAUUAUUUCAUCAAAUAGCUUAAGAAAGAGGUGCUAGGAAAUGCUAUAUAUUUGUAUAAGACUGCCUCCUCCAGCAUUGCAAUUGGUAGUUUAAUUCCUUUUUAGAGAAUCACUCAGCAUUUGUUUAUUAUGAUCACCCUCAGUGGUUAAGGAAAAAUUUUUAAAGCUCCUGUGACUUUAGGAUGAAAUUCAUGCAGAUCACUAAAUCUUCCUUAAUGUACUUUCAGAGAACAACAUCACCAGUGAACAAUGUCAAUAUCUUCAUGGUUUAAAUGGAAUGAGCCCUAUCACAGAUUCCCGCAGCGGAACCCUACAGAUAUGGUCGUAGAGACCCUCAUGAUGGAGCUGAGCUGGCAAAUAAAACAAGCUGAGAAGAUGCAGAGAGAGCGAGAGGAUGAGUAUAGAAGAAUAAAAACAGGUGUGGACUACAGCUGGCUGGUCAGCCAUCCUCAACACAGCUAUGAUUUGACUCCUGGGGAGAGGCUAGAGUUUGAAGAAGCAUGUUCCAACAUCCACCCUUCUUAUUGUGGACCAGUGGUACUUAGGUUUCGGCAAUUGAUUGAGGAAUAUGAACCAGAGGUGCAGGAGGUGGUGCAGUUAUUCCGAUUCGUUCUUCAGGAUACCAUAGGGAGAAUGAAGGAAGAUCAAGAAACAAGGAACCUGACUAGGCAAUGGAGCAAGAAACGGACAGUGAGCAUGAUGACAUUUAAAUCUCGAGUAAGGAUCUAUCCCUUCAGCAGUAAUAUUAAGACAGUUUCAGAGGAUGUGGAGCAAAGCUUCAUAUCAGCCAGACGAGUGUGGAGCAUGCCAGAGUUCAAGACUAUUAAAGACUUCUAAUGGAUUGUGCAGCCUAAUUUAUAUGAUUGUAUAGAGUCAAUAAAAUAUAUUUAAUCACUCAAUUUAGGAUUGAUUUCAUGAACUAGACAUUCAGAUGGUGUGAGCACAAUUGGCAAACUCUGCGUUUAUUACUCCUCUCCAGUUAUUCUUGUCCUGCUAGUUCAUUUCAGACAAGAAUUAAAGUUAACUGCAUCACUGUGAAUCUGGAAUCACAUGGUGAGCAGACUGGGGAGAAACGGCAAAUCUCAUCCCCUCGAGUGGGGGUUC